Pristis pectinata (smalltooth sawfish) is the source of this 2590-nucleotide messenger RNA. It is a transcript of the gene slc8b1, whose product is annotated as solute carrier family 8 member B1. Gene Ontology annotation, biological process: calcium export from the mitochondrion; intracellular calcium ion homeostasis. NCBI's taxonomy places the organism in Eukaryota, Metazoa, Chordata, Chondrichthyes, Rhinopristiformes, Pristidae. The transcript is spliced from 16 exons. Gene Ontology annotation, cellular component: membrane. The coding region runs from base 29 to 1903 and encodes 624 amino acids. Gene Ontology annotation, molecular function: calcium:sodium antiporter activity. The record is from RefSeq and is a predicted model, not a curated record.
AUUUGAAUAGGGGGAGGGCGACGAGGUCAUGAGUUGGACUGAAGGAUUAUUAGUGGCGAUUUUUUCUGGGAGCGUGAAGCGGGUUGGUUGUUGCAUUACCAUGAAGGCAGGCGAUGCUGUUGUGAUCUGCUGGCUUCUCUGGCUCCGGAGUGCCGACUGUCAUACACGUGAGCCCUUGCGGGCGGCUGAAUCACAUCCCCCUGCAAACGUUGCUGGAAUAGCUGAGCCUCAUCCGUCUGGAAAUACUUCUAAUGCAAGCUCGCUUAGUCUGCUUGAAGAGACUAGUCGGUCAAUGGAGGUAUUUCCUUGUCACAAUGUAGUACAGCUGAAUGGGUCCCAGUGGUGUUCAUUUGUAAAAGGCAAUGAAGACUGCAAGUUUGGAAGUGGCUUUAUUGACUACCUCCAAGGAGCUGUCUGUGGGUUUUGCCACAGUCUGCUGCCACUGGCUAUCGUGUUGUAUGCAGUAUGGUUGUUCUAUCUAUUCAUGUUCCUUGGAAUAACAGCUGAAAAAUUCUUUUGCCCAAACCUGGCUGCCAUAUCUACAAGUUUAAAGUUGUCACAUAAUGUGGCUGGUGUAACUUUCCUUGCCCUUGGUAAUGGAGCUCCUGACCUAUUCAGUGCAAUCGCAGCCUUUUCUGAUUCUAGAACAGCAAACCUGGCAAUUGGAGCUUUGUUUGGUGCUGGUAUAUUUGUGACCACAGUUGUUGCUGGAGGUGUUGGCUUUGCAAGACCAUUUACAGUAGCAUCGAGACCCUUUCUUCGAGAUGUAAUAUUCUAUAUGGCAGCAGUUUUCUGGGCUUUCCUAGUUGUCUACUAUGGGAGUAUUGAUUUGGGGCAAGCACUUGGUUACUUGGCUCUGUAUGCAGUUUAUGUGUUUGUGGUGAUCGUUAGCAGCAUAAUUUACCAGAAGAGCAAAAACGAGCUACAUACUUCCCUUUGUAAUAAUCAUUCGGAAAUCUGUGACACUGAGGAUGCAUUUCCAACGUGCAUCAGGAGAUCUAUACAUGAAAACUCAAGCGAGUAUCAAUCAUUAAUUGAAACAGAAGAAUCCAAAUCUACAAAAUCCAUUUUGCUGGACUCUCUUAAUCCCAUUGACUUUCAAAAAUGGAGGAGGAAACGUUUGCCCUGGAAGAUUUUCAAAUGCCUGAAGCUGCCAAUAGAGUUUCUGCUUCUGCUUUGUGUUCCCGUGGUUGAUUUUGAUCAAGAUGACCACAACUGGAAGCGCCCUCUGAACUGUCUACAAAUAGUUACUGGCUCACUUGUCUGCAUCCUUGCAUUUAAAUCUGGCCAUUAUGGAUUACUUCUCAUCCAUGGCCAGUAUCCUGUAUGGGGUGUUGUUCUGGUGGUUACGUUGAUUUUAGCAGCUAUAAUUUUCUUCUCCACAAAGAAUGAGGAACCGCCGAAGUUUCACUGUGUAUUUGCUUUUGUUGGGUUUUUCUUCAGCAUCAUACUGAUCAACAGUAUAGCUAUUGAGAUCGUCAAUCUUUUGCGCUCCAUUGGAAUCAUUUUUAACCUGAGUAAUACUGUUCUGGGAUUGACGUUACUUGCCUGGGGAAACAGUAUUGGAGAUUUGUUCUCUGACAUCACAGUGGCCCGACAAGGAUACCCACGUAUGGCUAUUGCUGCGUGCUUUGGGGGGAUAAUAUUUAAUAUGCUGUUUGGUAUUGGCCUAAGCUCUCUAAUUGAAAUGCCCUACAAUAAUAACAUUCUUGAGAUCAAACGUGAAGGCCUCCUGGAUUGGAUUCUAGUUGGAUCACUGGGCUUAAGUCUUGUAAUGUCAUUUGUAUUUAUCCCACUUCAAGGUUUUAAAUUCACACGGUCAUAUGGAAUUAUUCUAGUUUCAUUUUAUGUAUUAUUUGUUAUAAUAGCACUACUGACUGAAGCUGAAAUUAUACAUAUUUAAAAUAGUUUCCCUUGCAUGGACUGAUGGAAAUGAAUUGUUCUAGCACAUUUUGUACACAGUUUUGUUUAAAUUAUAGUCUUCUGUCAGAUAUCUGAAACUAAAUAUUUAGCUGGACGGUGGGUAGAAAAGAUACUAAACAGAAUUUGCACAUUACUUUUGACUUCAAAUCUCUUGUUUAACAGAAUUGCCAAUUAGUGUUUAUGUAUGUCUGAGAUUGAGAAAGAAGUUAAAGUAUUCUAUGAACAGAGGCUGCUUCACUUGAUUAUGGACCAUAAAACACUGAGCACUAAUGGAAUGCAAGGACCGUUGCUACUUUUGCAAAAAUGUUUUUCCACCCCCUUAAAGAAAAACUUUUUUUUCACCACAAGUCUCUAUUACUGAAGCUGGAAUUCAGUCACUCACUUGGAUUAGAGAGUGCAGAUCUCCUGAUCUUGCACUUCACUAGUUUACGAAUUGAGUAAUUAAGCACCUUUUUGCACUAUUGUACAUAAUUUUUUUUUAAGUUGUCUCAAAUCUUGACACUUCCUGAUUGGAAUGGGAACGAAGGGAAAUAAUUUUUCAAAUAAGAUUUGCUGUAGAGUUUGUGCAGCCUGUGCACCAUGCUUGACUUCAGAACUGAAUUUUACAUUCCAUGAUAAAUUGCUGUUGUACAACUUUUUAUUUGUGAAAUAAAUUUUAAUAUUUAAG